AUGCCCAAGGUCAGCAAGCAGUUUAAAAAGUUUGCCUCGUCGGGCAAGCUCACGGACACGAUCAAGAAGCGCAGGCACCACCAGCAGGCCAAGUCCAAGUUUGAAAACCAAAAGGAGCAGCGCAAGCACCAGCGCGGUGCGGCGCGCCCGGAGCACGAGGUCUCGGACGACGAUGAGGAGGAGGACGAGGAGGCCGCCAUGGAGCGUGCCAAGCUCAAGACGAUGGGCGGCAAGACGGGCGGCGUGGCGCGUACGGUCGACGAGCUGUUUGGCGCCGGUGGCCUGGACGUGCCUAUCGACGCUGGCAGUGACCUCGAGGACCUGAGCGAGGACGAGGACGACGAGGACGAGGAUGACGAGGACCUUGAGGGCGGCGACGAGGACGAUGACAUGGAUGAGGCGGCUAUGGAGCGCGCAAUGGCCGAGCUCGAGAAGAAGGACCCGGAAUUCUUCAAGCACCUCAAGGCCGAGGACCCCGAGCUCCUUCGUUUCAGCAAGGGCAAGGGCCGCGCCGACGCCAUGGACGAGGACGACGACGAGGAUGUCGACGAGGAGGACGAUGACGAGGACGAGGAGAUGGACGAGGACGUCGAGGUGGCCGAGGUCAAGAAGAUUGUUGUCACCACCAAGAUGCUCCGCGGGUGGCGUAUGGCCAUGCUCAAGCAGCACUCGUUCCGUUCGCUGCGCAAGACUCUUAUUGCGUUCCGUGCGGCGGCCCACAUGAACGAGGACGACGGCGAGCAGGGUGCUGGUCUCGACACCAAGUACACCAUUCCUUCCGCCGCCGUGUUCAACCAGCUUGUGGUCACUGCUCUCAAGUUUACCCCUGUCGUCCUCGCGGCCCACGUCCCUUACAAGACUCUGCCCAACGGCAGGACAAGGCUUCAGCCCGCCAAGAAGAGCGCUCCUGCCAACCUUGACCGCACCAUCCUGAGCCACUUUACGACUCUGAUCCACCUCAUCAAGUCGCUCCCCACUACCCCCUCGGCCCUUGCUGGCGAGGACGACUCCGAGGCCGGCUCGCUCUUGGUUACCGCCGUGUCUGAGAGUGCCAAGCUCCUGCCAUGGGUUCUCAGUGCCCGCAAGCACGUUCGCGCAUACCUCAAGACCCUCCUCGACCUGUGGUCUAGCGCCUCGGACUCUGUGCGUAUCGCCGCCUUCCUCGCUAUCCGCAAGAUGUUCGUUGCCGGUGACGACGCCAUCAAGGACCUCUGCUUGAGCAACAUGUACCGCGCCCUCCUCCCUCCCAUGCGCCUCACCUCGGUCCACACCCUUCCCUCGCUCAACCUUAUGAAGAACACUGCAUGCGAGCUGUACCAGCUCGAGCCCCAGCUCAGCUACCAGCACGCCUUCAGCUUCAUCCGUAUGCUCGCUGUCCACCUGCGUACCGUCGUCCGCUCGUCGACCUCGGGUAAAGGUGGUGAGGACGGCCAGGCCUUCCGCGCCGUCUACAACUGGGCCUACGUCCACUCGAUCGACUUCUGGUCGCAGGUCCUCGCCGGUGCCGCCAGUGUCGAGGCCCAGGCCGCUCGCGGUGGUCUCGAGAGCCCCCUCAAGCCUCUCAUCUACCCCCUGACCCAGAUCGCCCUCGGUGUUGUGCGCCUCCUCCCUUCGUCGCGCUACUUCCCUCUCCGCUUCCACAUUAUCGCGAGCCUCAUCCGCCUCACCUCCCUCACCGGCACCUACAUUCCCCUCUCGCCCUUCCUCCUCGAGAUCCUCGACUCGCCAGAGUUCCGUCGCUCCAACCCCAAGAAGGCGACCCUCAAGCCCCUCGACCUCGCGUACGUCAUCCGCGCCCCGGCGUCCUACCCCAAGACUCGCGUCUACCAGGAGGUUCUCGGCGACGAGCUCGUCUUCCUCCUCGGCGAGUACCACGCUCAGCUCUCGACCAACAUUGCCUUCCCCGAGCUCGCCCUGCCCGUCAUCACCUCGAUCAAGCGCCACAUCAAGCGCGGUACCGCCGGCUCGCCCAAGGUCGCCAACCAGUUCAAGGUGCUUGUCGACAAGCUCGACGCCUCGCGCGUGUGGGUCGAGACCAAGCGCCGCAACGUGUCGUUUGCGCCCCGCGACCGCUCCGAGGUCGCCCGCUUCCUCGAGGGCACCAAGCCCGAGGCCACCCCGCUCGGCGGCUGGAUGCGUAUCCAGCGCAAGGUCCGUGACCAGCGUCGCCGCGAGGUCGAGAAGGCGCUCCGUGAGGUGCGCGAGCAGUCGGACGACGACGAGUAA
Molecule: messenger RNA, 2226 nt
Organism: Apiotrichum porosum
Lineage: Eukaryota; Fungi; Basidiomycota; Tremellomycetes; Trichosporonales; Trichosporonaceae
Gene: NOC2
Product: Nucleolar Complex 2 protein
Exons: 2
Coding region: 1-2226 (741 amino acids)
Biological process (GO): ribosomal large subunit biogenesis
Cellular component (GO): nucleolus; Noc2p-Noc3p complex; nucleoplasm
Source: RefSeq, a predicted model, not a curated record